This is a messenger RNA of Cornus florida, 1794 nucleotides long. Its product is annotated as leucine-rich repeat receptor-like serine/threonine-protein kinase At2g14510. Lineage: Eukaryota; Viridiplantae; Streptophyta; Magnoliopsida; Cornales; Cornaceae. The record is from RefSeq and is a predicted model, not a curated record. The transcript is spliced from 8 exons. Gene Ontology annotation, molecular function: protein kinase activity; ATP binding. The coding region runs from base 1 to 1794 and encodes 597 amino acids. Gene Ontology annotation, biological process: protein phosphorylation.
AUGCAUGCUCAUAAAUGGCAUUGGACUAAAUGUCCUAAAAGAGCCAUUUUUAUUUGUAUCUUCAUCUUGAUCACCACAUUCAACUUUGCAGUUUCUCAGCCAACAUCGAAUGAUUGUGUCCUUAAUCUUGGAAAUUCGUCGUGGUUUUCUUUCUCGAGUUGUGAAGGGGGAGAUUGGGGUGGAUUUCUGUACAAAAAAUGUUGUGGAGGAGCAUUUCAAGAGUACCUUUAUGCAUUGGGGCAGCGCGCGAAUCAAACUGGACAGAUAUAUUUGGAUUCAACUGAGCAGAGCAAUUGUUUGAAUACAAAGCAUUUUGAAGACAAUGUUUUGAGCUGUGGGAUUGAGAAGCUCACAAGUGGUGGUGGUGGCUGCUCCGGUUUCUCUAUCAAUGAUGUCCAUCAUAGGUUGAGAGACAAUUUGAGAAGUUUAAAGGAGAAAUGCGAACUUGUGAGCUCUGGCGAUGAUUGGGAUCAGUCGUGUGGCUCGUGUAUGAAGAGUUGGGAAGAUAUACAUUCUAACAAUAGUGAAUCUACGAAGGAUGAAUCUGAUAUAUGUAGGUUUGCAGUGUUGGUGACAUUAACAAGUAGCAGGAUUGAAGAUGAGACACGGGUUCGAAAAAUCUAUCAAUGCCUCGGUCAGGACAGUGACAAAGUACGUUCUAUGUACUGUAACCAACAAGCUAACCUCUUUGUUCAUCGCAUUCUUCAAACAGGAGAGCAUAAAAGAAGUAUAAAAAUUGGCACAGGCAUAUGCAUUUUAAUUGGGGGAAUCUUAGGGCUCGUGGCGAUUGUACUUAUAUUGUACUUGUCAAAAAGAUGGUGUAAAUCAACUUUCCUGCAAGAAAAAGACGCAUCAAAGUGUGCAAUGCCCAAGGGAUCUGGUAAUUUAGCAGUCCCAAUCAAGGAGGUGUAUUCUGCCACAAACAACCUAAAUGAAUUGAACUUCAUCGGCGAAGGAACAGCAGGCAAGGUGUAUAAAGGUACACUGUCAAACAAGCAGCAUGUUGCAGUUAAGCAUAUCAUCAACGACGGAUAUGUAGAGACUUUCGUGAGGGAAGUUAGGAGCCUAUCGUAUGUCAGACACCCAAACCUUGUGGCUUUGUUGGGCUACUGUGAAAAUAAGAAGGAAUGCUUUCUCAUUUAUGAACUGUGUCCCAAUGGGAACCUCUCAGAGUGGCUUUUUGGGAAGAAAAAUGUCCUUUCAUGGAUUCAAAGACUUGAGAUUGCAAUUGACAGUGCUACAGGUCUUUGGUUUCUUCAUACAUUUCCAGAAAGAUGCAUUGUUCACCGCGAUAUAAAGCCAACCAACAUUCUCCUUGGGACAAACUUUGAAGCGAAACUUUCAGACUUCGGAUUGUCUAAGGUUAUUGAACUUGGUGAAGCCUAUGCUAGCUCAGAAGUGAGAGGAACAUUUGGAUACGUCGAUCCUGAGUACCAAAGCAACCACCAAGUGAAUCCAUUAGGUGACAUCUAUAGCUUUGGAGUAGUACUUCUACAGAUCCUCUCAGGAAAGAAGGUUAUAAAUAUGAAUAUGAACAAACCAUUGCCAUUAAACAAAUUGGCAAAAUCUUUUAGCAGAGUGGGCAGUAUAAGUACAGGAUUUGCUGAUCCGAAACUAGAUGGAAAUUACUCAGCAGAAGCUUUUGAUCUCACAUUAAAGCUAGCUCUCUCCUGCACAGCACUUAGGCAACAUCGACCGUCCAUGGAGCAAGUUGUCAUUCAAUUAAAAGAAGCCCUUGACAUAUCAACAAAAGCUAGCUCUUCUCCUCAUCAUUCUACACAGGACUUGUCCUAA